Messenger RNA from Diabrotica virgifera virgifera (western corn rootworm), 1967 nucleotides. Its product is annotated as glucose dehydrogenase [FAD, quinone]-like. The record is from RefSeq and is a predicted model, not a curated record. Gene Ontology annotation, molecular function: flavin adenine dinucleotide binding; oxidoreductase activity, acting on CH-OH group of donors. The transcript is spliced from 5 exons. Lineage: Eukaryota; Metazoa; Arthropoda; Insecta; Coleoptera; Chrysomelidae. The coding region runs from base 45 to 1931 and encodes 628 amino acids.
ACAAACCUUGGUCAAUUUCGCUCACAGAAACAUUUACGAUAAAUAUGUUAAAAAGUGCCACAUUUCUCUGUUUUGUUAUUUCAGUGUGUUCAGUGGAUUACUACACUGAGCGUGAUGUUAACGCUUAUGAAAAACUAUUAAACGAAGCAUUUGAAUCUAGCAAAACUUACGAACCAGCAACCAGUUCUCUAAAAUAUAAAGCGUUGAAAUCUGGACCUCCAGAAGGUGAUGACGGUGAUUAUGAUUUCAUUGUGGUUGGUUCAGGAUCAACAGGAUCAUUGUUAGCUAGUCGCCUCUCGGAAAUUUCAGACUGGAGAGUUUUAGUGCUGGAAGCAGGCAAAUUUGGAAACAAUGUUACUGACGUUACUGUAAUGAGUUACAAAGCUACAAUUAUGAGCGACUUCAAUUGGGGUUACUACAGUAUACCACAGAACAAUACUUGUUUAGGGUUUGAAAAAAACAGAUGCCCGCAUAUUAGAGGAAAAGGAGUUGGUGGUACAUCUCUUCUGAAUGCGCUAAUUUAUACUAGAGGCAACAGAUUGGAUUUUGACACCUGGUGCUCGAUGGGUAACAAGGGAUGGUGCUAUAACGAAUCGUUGCCAUAUUUUUUAAAAACUGAACAUCUCCAUUGGACAGAUCGUAAUGCCCCAAUGGAUCUCCCUUACCACAAUUCCACAGGAUUGUUGUGGGUAGAGCAACCUCUACCUAGAACGCAACAUACUAAGAUAUUUUUAGAAGCAAAUGAGCAAAUGGGCUAUAAAAACAGAGAUUUAAAUGGCGUAGAUCAAAAUGGCGUAAUGACUAUGCAAAUAAAUACUAGAAAAGGCAGGAGACAGGAUAGUGGGACUGCGUUUAUAAAACCGUUUUUACACCGAAAAAACCUAAAAGUAUUAACAGAAGCUUUGGCUACAAAGAUUAUUAUCCAAAAUAAAAUAGCAACUGGGGUUGAAUAUUUACGAAAUGGUGUAUUAUACUCAGCAAGAGCUAAAAAAGAAGUAAUUGUAAGCGCUGGGACUAUUAAUAGUCCCCAAUUAUUGAUGUUAUCAGGAAUAGGACCAAAGAAGCAUUUACAAAAAUUCAAAAUACAAGUAGUCCAAGAUCUGGAAGUUGGAAGCGGUUUUUCGGAUCAUUUACAAGUUUAUGGUAUGGUUUAUUCAAGUAAUCUUACAGAACCAAUAAAGACACUUAGAGAAGCAAUUGCUGAGUAUUUAAACAAUGGCACUGGAUAUUUAGCUGAAGCAGCAUCAACUCAGGCUCUCGGAUACUAUAAGACUAUACUGGAACCUGUUGCGGGCUAUCCAGAUUUGGAAUUGAGCUUUGCCGAUACUAAUCUAACGUCUGACGCUCUCUCUCGUUUUUAUAACUGGAAAGCAGACAUAUCUGCCGCCACAGGUGGUAUUAAUGCUGCCAGUUCUUUCCAAAUUUUUGUGACACCAUUACAUACAAAAUCAUUAGGCACUGUUAGGUUGAAGAGUGCCAGUCCGUUGGAUUACCCUGAUAUAGAUCCCAACAUACUAUCAGAUCCUGAAGGACAUGAUCUAGAAAGUGUUUAUGUUGGAGUACAAUUAGCUGUAAAUCUGACAAAGCAGGGUCCAUUUAAGAAAAUAAAUGCCAAAUUACAACAAAAGCCGAUAAAAGAAUGCAUACAGUAUGAGUUCAUGAGUAGAAAAUAUUGGAAGUGUGCUAGUAAAUACAUCGUCUGUCAUAAUAAUCAUUCUGUCGGUACAUGUAAAAUGGGUCCAAAUCCAAAAAGAGGUGACGUAGUUGAUAACAAAUUAAAAGUACAUGGAAUUAAAAGAUUACGAAUUGCCGAUGCUAGUAUUAUACCUCUUUCUACGUCCAGCCAUAUCAAUGCAAUUUGUUACUUGAUUGCAGAAAAGGGAGCUGACUUCAUUAAGGAAGCUGAUGGAAGGUUAAACUCCACCAGUUAGUUAUAUUGAUAUUAUAAAAUAAAAAAUUUCAUUUCA